Molecule: messenger RNA, 3698 nt
Organism: Sinocyclocheilus grahami
Lineage: Eukaryota; Metazoa; Chordata; Actinopteri; Cypriniformes; Cyprinidae
Product: adhesion G-protein coupled receptor D2-like
Exons: 24
Coding region: 159-3212 (1017 amino acids)
Biological process (GO): cell surface receptor signaling pathway; adenylate cyclase-activating G protein-coupled receptor signaling pathway
Cellular component (GO): plasma membrane
Molecular function (GO): G protein-coupled receptor activity
Source: RefSeq, a predicted model, not a curated record
ACACACCGGGAUCAAGGAGGAGGAGGACGGUCUGGAUGAGAUGGACUUUGGAAUGGAUAUUACACUUACAAGCUGAAGGAUGAAGACAGUGUAAGUGCACAUAGAUAAUAUGAGAUAGAUAUACAGAUGCAAUUCCACAGCACAGUCCAAACAAGUGUAUGGAUGCUAGGACUCGAACUAUGGAAGAUCAUCACAUGCCAAGCAGCACAAGGCAGCGCUACAAAUACAUCUAUGUGAAGAUGUCCCCGGUGCUCUUUGGAGUGAUUUUGGCUAACGCAGUGUUUAAAGGUAUGUGUGAGCCAACUCAAUCAUGGUCAGACAGGGCAGAAAGAGGACUUUUGGAUGUGCCAGACUCGAACCUUCUGAUCCAGAAGGAUGCAGUGUACCAUCUUGUGAACACAUCGUUCACUUUCGAACAAGCUCUGCGUUACUGCCGUGGUCAGUCCAGCGGCCUCACAACCUCAGGGGUCAAAGAGGACGAGGAGGGGGCCCGGAAGUUACUCUCUAAAUUUAGCAUGCAGGGCCCAGUUUGGUUUGAAACCAACAAAAAACAGAACCCACCAACUCAUCUGGCCCUUCCCAAACAAAAAACGAUCCUCAGAGGAUUGUCUUUCACGUCUAAGGACGGCUAUGCGCGUGUGAACGCGUCUUUCCCGCCGCUGUCCGCGGUGAGCGUUUGCUUGCGCGUGCAGUGGGACCCGCGGCGAAAUGACGUGUCCACGGUGUUCUCGUACGCGGCGCGCGCUUUCGUCAAUGAAUUCCAGCUGCGCGGAAAGACAGACGACAGAAAAGUCCGCCUAGCGCUUCUCAUUCAAGGACAGCAUCAUCGGCACAAAGCCGAGCUGCCCGUUGAUGGAGAGUGGCACCAUGUCUGCGUCACGUGGCGCGCGAGCGAUGGGUUUUGGGCCAUUUACGUGGACGGGGAAACGGGAGAUUCAGAGAAAGGGAAAGCUCGGGGAAAUGCAAAGGAUAUCCACGGAGACGGGAUAUUUAUAUUGGGCCAAGACCAGGAUACUUUUGGUGGGAACUUCACGGAGCCGUUUUUUGGGAACUUGACCGAUCUGAGCGUCUGGGGUGAAGCUCUGGAGUUCGAACAGGUGACGGCGCUGCACACCUGCUCGCAGCUGACCAAUCACAGAGCCGUGUUCAGAUGGCAGGACUGGAGCCUCGCUGUCCAUCAGUCUGUGCAGAACGUGUCUGCUACACUCACCUGUCCAGGGUCCCUGAAGUCAACAGAGAAACAGGAAGAGGAAUGUGAGGUUUUUAAUGGCUGGCCUGACCGUCAGCCUCAGUACAGCACUGCCCCCUGCACACACACGCUCCCCUUCAUCUGCAGAGUCAGCAAAGACCAUUAUCUGAAGAUGAAGAACCUGAAAGAAUCUCUGACGUCCAACCCAAGCUCCUUCAUGCAAAGUCUCAUGCAGUAUGGCGUGACUGCAGACGAUGUGCUCUCUGAUGCUGUAGAUGGGCAGAGCUGGACCUCGGUGUCCCGUCUGUUGAACGUGUCUGAGCAGGUUGUUUUGAAGGAGCAGAAGCAGCUGGAGGACAGGGACAUGCUCUCUCUGAUGCAUGUUCUCUCUCGGGCCGCUGACCUGCCCUGCACUGCCAACCAUAGCCGGCGUGAUGCGGAGAGGCUCGGCCAGAGCUUCAUCACCAUUGCAGAUUCACUCAUCAGCCAAGACAAUGUCAGUAAAUGGAACAGCAUCAAAGAGGUAGUGAAGGGCCCAAUGGCAGUCAUGCAGACUGUAGAGCGCAUGGUGAGCAACCUUAACUCUCUGCUGACAGACGACACAGACAGUGUGCAGAUACACAGCGACAAUAUCAAGCUGCAGGUCCAGCAGAAGCUGCUGUCUGAAGGUUCUCACGUUUCUGUGUUUUGUGGACUGGAUGCGGGAAAUCGUGACUGCAUCUCUGUCCCAGCUGAAAACAUGAAGGAACUACAGAACAAUGGCUUCAAAAAGGUGACUUUACUGAAUACAUGGUACAGCUCUGUGAAAUGUCUCUCAGAGAGAGAGGAGAACAUUACCCUUUCUCCUAUAGUCAGUGAUGGAUCUCAUAGGCAUGUGCGAACAGUCUUGGGCUCAUCGGUCAUCUCCAGUACAGUGCUGGCAGAUGGACAGCCGAUCAGCAUGGCCAUAAACUUCACACUCCAGCACAAAAUUCAGAACAGUUCACUGAAUUUGACACCUAUCUGUUCUUUUUGGGAUUUUGACCUGAUGCCAGAGGGGGGAGGGUGGUCAACAAAGGGUUGCACCUCUAUUUCCACUAAGAAUAACUCAACUUCCUGUUCCUGUAACCACACUACCAACUUUGCCUUGCUGUUACAGAUCUCCGAAGUUCAGGAAGCCUGUUGGCUGGUGACGGCGCUCCUGCAUCUGUUUUUCCUGUCGUCUUUCUGCUGGAUGCUGGUGGAGGGCUUGCUGCUCUGGAGUAAAGUGGUCUCUGUGAACAUCAGCGAGGAGAGGCGGAUGAAGCUGUACUAUGUGCUGGGCUGGGGGCUGCCGGUUGUUAUAGUCGCUGUAACCUUGGCAGCCACUUUGGAUCGGUAUAAAGCACAGCAGUACUGCUGGCUGAACCUUCAGUCGCACGUUAUUUGGGCUUUUGCAGGGCCUGUGCUCUUUGUUUUGGCCGUCAACGCUGUGGUGCUUUUUCGGGUUGUAAUGGUUACAGUGGCCAGUGCACGUCGCAGAGCCAAAAUGCUGACGCCCAGUUCUGAUUCGAAACUUCACACGCUGGACCUUACCUGGGCAGCGACGAGGCCAGUAUUGAUCCUGUUACCAGUGUUAGGUCUGACCUGGCUGUGUGGAGUGCUGGUGCAUUUAUCUGUUGUCGUGGCCUAUCUGUUCAUUACACUCAAUGCUUUUCAGGGCCUGUAUAUUUUUCUGGUGUAUGCGGUUUACAACAGUGAGGUGCGAAAUGCUAUAAGAAGAAUUCAGGACAAGCGAAAAGCUUUGUCAUUUACAAACUGCUCACAGCCUAUCAGCUUCUUGCCCUCCCAGAAAUCUCCCAGUGCUUCAUGGGUACACAGCCUGCCGACUCAUUCCAGCCCAGAGAGCAGCGAGAGCUCGACUCCCAUCACCACUUCCACAGCCAACUCGCUCGUCUUUAAGAACGAACGGUUUAAAGAGGACCAUAUUGUGAAUUUCCCAUUGAAACCAGCCAACAGAAGUCAGGUGGUUCAGCUGACAGCCUUUAAGCCCUCAGGCUGUUGAGAGGAAAACUACACACUACAGUUCUGCAUGGACUCGUGACUUAUCCUGGGAUGAAGACGUAGCCCAUUCUGUGGAGGAGCGAUCACUGCCUCCUCCGCAAUCCUGCAGGCCGUCUCAUUCCCAGAGCUCAGUCUGUGUUGAGUGAGUAAAGGUUUUCUGAUAACCAUGAAACCACUCUUUCAACAAAUGUUCAAUGAGACGGCCCUCAGCCCGGAGCGUAAAGAAUUCUCAGCGUUGUGUAUAUGGUCAUCAUUUAAUAAUGUAUAGAUGUUGUCAGAGUACAGAGGCUCACAGUACUAAAAAUGGACAACAUGAGCAUCAUCACACCAUUAAUCGUGACCAGACAACAGAAUGAGUUGUUAGUGAUUUUCGACUUCGGUUGGGAACGAGCAGCCCAUCCGUGGAGAUUUACAUUCAGUAUUUUGCAGAAGAAGAAAACUGUGGACAAUGAAACCUAUCAGCUGUUUGAUCUUUCUGUAGAGAUCU